This is a messenger RNA of Prosopis cineraria, 1243 nucleotides long. Its product is annotated as chloroplastic import inner membrane translocase subunit HP30-2-like. Gene Ontology annotation, molecular function: protein binding; transmembrane protein transporter activity. Gene Ontology annotation, cellular component: TIM22 mitochondrial import inner membrane insertion complex; chloroplast inner membrane. Gene Ontology annotation, biological process: protein targeting to chloroplast; protein insertion into mitochondrial inner membrane. The record is from RefSeq and is a predicted model, not a curated record. The coding region runs from base 192 to 977 and encodes 261 amino acids. The transcript has 6 exons. Lineage: Eukaryota; Viridiplantae; Streptophyta; Magnoliopsida; Fabales; Fabaceae.
UAAAGCCCGGCUUCUUUAGGAAAUUGGUGGGUUGUCGACCCGGGUAGGGUUUUUCCCUUUUUCUUUUGUCUUGGUUUUCUUGUAUUUUCUGUUCAGAAAUUAAAUUGAAAAAUCAAAACUAUAGAGUAAGAAACGAUCUUUGUUAUCCAACCGGCACCGUGGAGUUGAAGAGGAGGUAACUGGAGCAGGAAAUGGAGCAAGGGAAGGGCGGAAUAGCGGUGGCGAAGGUGAUGCCUCCUCAGCUCCAGAACCCCAUUGAGAAUAUCCAGCUUCGCUUCAAGGAGUUGGAGAAUGGCUUCAGGCAUUGGCUGUCCAAGCAGUCUUUGCCUGUUGAGGCUGCCGUCGUCACCGCCACCAGCGCCGUCCAAGGGGCCGCCAUCGGUGUCUUCAUGGGUACUCUUGCCCCCGACGCUUCCUCUAUUCCCACUCCUCCUCAGGCCUCUCUCAAUUCUCAAGCCAUGGCCCCCCUUCAGCAAGCGCAGGCUCUUUCUGGGGGUCCUUUGGUACAAGCUCGCAACUUUGCUGUCAUGACAGGAGUCAAUGCUGGUAUUUCCUGUGUCUUGAAAAGAAUCAGGGGCAAGGAAGACAUCCAGUCCAGCAUGGCAGCUGCUUUUGGUUCUGGGGCCAUGUUUUCGUUGGUAAGUGGCAUGGGUGGACCAAAUCUAGCAGCAAAUGCAGUCACUUCUGGACUUUUCUUUGCACUUGUUCAAGGUGGAAUUUUCCAGUUUGGACAGAAGUUUUCUAAACCUCCAACUGAAGAUAUUCAUUAUGCUAAAACGAGACAUAUGUUGCACAACCUAGGCCUCCAAAGUUACGAGAAAAAUUUUAAGAGAGGCAUGUUAACGGACAACACUUUGCCUUUACUCACGGACAGUGCUCUCAGAGAUGUGAAAAUCCCUCCUGGGCCAAGGCUUUUGAUUCUAGAUCACAUUGAGAGGGAUCCAGAUUUGAGAGGGAAGCGAGGAAGCCGCCAUUGAGUUUGCCUCCCCUGCUAUUUUAUUGUUUUAGAAUAGAAACCUGUUGGCAAGUGAUAUUAGUAAGAUUGCUUUGAAAACGAGCUUUUGUCGCUUAUUUUGAAAAAAAGGUUGCACUCUCCAUAUUUUUGUUGGUGCCAUUUACAUAAUUUUGAUAAGAUUAUGCUCUCCAGUCUGUAAGCAUUUGUCUGACCAUAAGGUAGGUUUGUUAUUCCAAUUCACCUAUUAUUAUGUUCUUCAAAUAUGAUUAAGUGUUACUUUCGCUCUCU